AUGGUCCACUGUGGCUCGAAUUUUGGUUCUGGAAAAUCCACCAUGUCAGUGGUUGCAACUAAUGACCCAGCAAUCCCUCAAGUUCCCUUCAUGACGGCACGGAUUUUCGAAUCACCAUAUACCUAUAGUUUUCUGGUGUCUUCUGGUUGGAUUUUCCUCAGGUUAUAUUUUUAUCCGGCUUCUUAUUCGGGUCUUAAUAUAUCAGAUGCCCGAUUUGGCGUGACAUCCCAAUCCUACACCUUGCUUAGGAACUUCAAUGUUCUUGAGACCACUUUGGGUUCAAAGGAUCAUUAUGUUGUGACUGAAUAUUUCAUCCACAUUGAUGGAGGUACAUUGAACGUAACUUUUACUCCAUCUACCACUGCAAUUAAUGCAUAUGCAUUUGUCAAUGGGAUUGAGGUCAUGUCGAUGCCUAAUAUUUAUACUUCCACUGAUGAUGAUGUCCAUGUGAUUGUUGGUAUUAGAAGUGUCUUCACCAUUGACAACAUAACUGCACUUGAGAAUAUUUAUAGGUUAAAUGUGGGUGGGAGUAAUAUUCCAGGUUCUCGUGAUACUGGCAUGUUUAGGUCUUGCAGUGCUGACGCGUCUUUCAUACUACAAACUGCAUUUGGAGUUGUGAAUGGUGCUAUAGAAGUGAAUAUUGAGUAUCCUCCAAGAACAUCGUCUUAUAUUGCUCCGACUAUUGUUUUCUCCUCGGCCAGAUCGAUGGGUCCAAACGCCAAUAUCAAAAUGGGUUACAACUUGACUUGGACAUUCUCAAUUGAUUCUGGGUUUGCCUAUCUUGUGAGACUUCACUUUUGUGAGGGCACCACGGUGAUUACCAAAGUUAAUCAAAGAGUAUUCAAAAUAUUCCUCGCUAAUCAAAGUGCUUUUAAUACGGCUGAUAUUGCCUGGGCAAAUACUUUUAACCUUCCACAAAAUCUUAUCCUAAUAUUUAAUUCUGAAGAUUUUAAGCCUACGGACGAAAUACUCUUAUAUUGUGGUGGCCCUUUUCUUAGUUUGAAUCUUGAUGGCCGUUCAUGGUCCACUGAUCGUGGCUCGAAUUUUCGUUCUGGAAAAUCCACCAUGUCAGAGGUUGCAACUAAUGACCCUCCAGUCCCUCAGGUUCCCUUCAUGACGGCGCAGAUUUUUGAAUCACCAUAUACCUAUAGUUUUCCGGUCCCUUCUGGUUGGAUUUUCCUCAGGUUGUAUUUUUAUCCGGCUUCUUAUUCUGGUCUUAAUAUAUCAGAUACCCGAUUUGGUGUGACAUCCCAAUCCUACACCUUGCUUAGGAACUUCAGUGUUCUUGAGACCACUUUGGGUUCAAAGGAUUAUUAUGUUGUGAAGGAAUAUUCCAUCCACAUUGAUGGAGGUACAUUGAACGUAACUUUUACUCCAUCUACCACUGCAAUUAAUUCAUAUGCAUUUGUCAAUUGGAUUGAAGUUAUGUCGAUGCCUAAUAUUUAUACUUCCACUGAUGAUGAUGUCUAUGUGAUUGUUGGUAUUAGAAGUGUCUUCACCAUUGACAACAGAACUGCACUUGAGAAUUUUUAUAGGUUAAAUGUGGGUGAGAGUAAUAUUCCGAGUUCUCGUGAUACUGGCAUGUUUAGGUCUUGGAGUGCUGACGCGUCUUUCAUACUAGGAACUGCAUUUAGAGCUGUGAAUGAUGGUAUAGAAGUGAAUAUUGAGUAUCCUCCAGGAACACCGUCUUAUAUUGCUCCGACUAUUCUUUUCUCGUCGGGCAGAUAG
Molecule: messenger RNA, 1728 nt
Organism: Cicer arietinum (chickpea)
Lineage: Eukaryota; Viridiplantae; Streptophyta; Magnoliopsida; Fabales; Fabaceae
Source: RefSeq, a predicted model, not a curated record